AUGAGAGCCACACUGUGCGCGCGCGCCAUCAUCAACCUGCUCUCGCGCGCUGUGAUGGAGAAAGGAAAUGAUGAUUAAAGGGAAGUGAUGACUGACAGCACAGGAAGUGCGCUGUGUUCUUUUCAGAGUUUAGGAAAUGCACUUGAGAUGGAAGCCGAGCCGCGCGGUUCCGGUGGCCGCGCUCGCGCUCCUCAUCGUCGUCGCCUUUCUGCACUCGCACCUGCUGAACGGAAACGUGAGAGCGCGCGUGAAGAAGCCACCCUCCUCCUCCUCCUCUUUUACCUCCAUCCCCUUCUCCCCUAUCUCUACUGUGACCGGCGCGCGAGGACAGCGGAGGGUCCAGCUCGAGGACGUGUUCAUCGCGGUGAAGAGCACGAGACACAACCACCGAAACCGCCUCGCGCUCCUGCUGGAUACCUGGAUCUCCAAGACUAAAGAGCACACAUAUAUCUUCACAGAUAUCACAGACAAGGAGAUCAGCUCUAGAGGGUUCAACAUCAUUGUCACCAGCUGUUCUCCUGAACACACUCGUGAGGCUCUCUCCUGUAAGAUGGCUGCUGAGUAUGAUCACUUCAUGGCAUCUAAUAAAAAGUGGCUGUGCCAUGUCGAUGAUGAUAACUACCUGAAUCCAGGUGCGCUGCUCUCUCUCCUCUCUGAAUUCUCAUUGGACAGAGACGUGUAUGUGGGUAAACCCAGUCUGAAUCAACCAAUCGAAGCCCAGGAGCUGCUGCCUAGCAACAAGACUCGUGAUGUGCAGUUCUGGUUCGCUACAGGAGGGGCGGGGUUUUGUCUCAACAGGAAGUUGGCAGAGAAGAUGGCUCCAUGGGCGAGCGGCUCCAGGUUAUUACACACCUCAGCUGUAAUCAGACUUCCUGAUGACUGUGUGAUCGGAUUCAUUGUGGAGAAGCGAGUGGGCGUGUCCAUGAUCCACAGUCAGCUGUUCCACUCUCACCUGGAGAACCUCCUGCUGCUCACACCUGCACAGAUCCUCACACAGGUUACUCUGAGUUAUGGCCUGUUGGAGAAUAAGAUGAACAGUGUGUGGCUGAUGGGAGGUUUCAGUACAGAGGACGAUCCCUCCAGGUUUAAAACACUACACUGUUUCCUGUACCCUCUGACCAGCUGGUGUCCACCCCCAUGAAAACACUUAAAUACCCACAAUCCCCUGGAGGAUAAUAUAACACACACAUACACACUGAGGACAUGCACCAUGUGUCUCUGAGUUACUGCAUCCAUACAUUACUGUGUUCCAGAGUCACUGUGUUCCAGAGUCACAGUGUUCCUGAGUCACUGUACCCUAAGUCACAGUGUUCCUGAGUCACUGUGUUCCUGAGUCACUGUGUUCCUGAGUCACAGUGUUCCUGAGUCACUGUACCCUGUCACAGUGUUCCUGAGUCACAGUGUUCCUGAGUCACAGUGUUCCUGAGUCACUGUACCCUAAAUCACAGUGUUCCUGAGUCCAUGUGUUGCUGAGUCACUGUACCAUGAGUCACUGUACCCUGAGUCACAGUGUUGCUGAGUCACUAUGUCCCUGAGUCACAGUGUUCCUGAGUCACUGUACCCUGAGUCACUGUGUCCAUCUCACUGUGUCCCUGUAUAAGUGUCCCAGUGUCCCUUGUGUUAAUUCCUGCCUGAUCAUGGUGUUUAAUCCCACAUGAGUCUGAAGACUGAUUUAAUGAGAAGAUCUUCCAGGAAAGUGUGUGUUAGAGGUCAGAGCAUCUCAGGCAUCUCAUCCAGAAUUCACACAGAUCUUUGGUUCUGCUGGAGAUCUUCUAUAUGUUCACCAGAAGAAAACACCUCAGACCAAGCGUUAAUCAAUCUGGAUUAUUCAGGCUGAUUGAUCCGGAUUAUUCAGGCUGAGUGUGAACAUGUUCUGAAACCCAGAGACACACCUGCUUCCUUAUUCCUGCUUUAAUGAUGGAUCUGUUCACAGAUUGGAGCGGAUUUUAUAACAUUCUACUGAAGGCUUCAGUAUUCACACUGCUAACAGAGCACUCUGUGUGUGUGUGUGUGUGUUUAGACUGGAAUAACAGUGAAACCCCUAAUUCAGUUUCAGCAGGAACACAAACAUACACACACACACACACGUGUAUGGAGUGUAAGAGAGUGUGUAGUUAAACCACUGUGUGUUGUACAGAGACAGUGUGUUCAAAAAAUGUCAAUAAAUUAUUUUUUUAAAA
Molecule: messenger RNA, 2180 nt
Organism: Hemibagrus wyckioides
Lineage: Eukaryota; Metazoa; Chordata; Actinopteri; Siluriformes; Bagridae
Gene: mfng
Product: MFNG O-fucosylpeptide 3-beta-N-acetylglucosaminyltransferase
Exons: 9
Coding region: 137-1141 (334 amino acids)
Biological process (GO): regulation of Notch signaling pathway
Cellular component (GO): membrane
Molecular function (GO): O-fucosylpeptide 3-beta-N-acetylglucosaminyltransferase activity
Source: RefSeq, a predicted model, not a curated record